This is a messenger RNA of Megalops cyprinoides (Indo-Pacific tarpon), 1056 nucleotides long. Its product is annotated as fibromodulin-like. The transcript is spliced from 2 exons. NCBI's taxonomy places the organism in Eukaryota, Metazoa, Chordata, Actinopteri, Elopiformes, Megalopidae. The coding region runs from base 1 to 1056 and encodes 351 amino acids. The record is from RefSeq and is a predicted model, not a curated record. Gene Ontology annotation, molecular function: protein binding.
AUGACCUUCAGGCUCUGUGCGCUCCUAUUGGUUGCCGGGCUCUGUGACCUCGCUGUGUGUCACAGACAGGACCCCUUCCUCUGGCUGUCCUACCUGCGCAGCCGCUGGCGUACCCAUGGUGCAAUGCUGGCUGACACCUCGGGGGGAGACUGCCCCCUGGAGUGUGAAUGCCCGCCUAGCUACCCUGUGGCCAUGUACUGCAACGGCCGAAAUCUGCAGAACGUCCCCUAUGUGCCGUCUCGGAUGAAAUAUGUUUACCUCCAGAACAACCUCAUCACCGGCAUCCGGGAUGGCGCCUUCGACAACGCCACCAACCUCGUCUGGCUCAUGCUCCACGACAACCUGAUCAGCUCCGAGGCGCUGGGCGACAAUGUCUUCGCCAAGCUGAGCGGCCUGGAGCGGCUCUACCUGGACCACAACCGCCUGAACUGGGUGCCGCCCAACCUGCCCCGCACCAUCCGGGAGCUCCGCCUCAACCACAACAACAUCUCCGAGAUCUCGGCCUCCGCCUUCGAGGGCAUGGACGACCUCACCAUUCUGCAGCUGCACAACAAUGCCAUCCAGGACCUGGGCGGGGCCCUGAAGAGCCUGCCCUCCCUCACCCAGCUGGACAUCAGCUCCAAUAGCCUGCGGAAAGUUCCGGCCCUCCUGCCUGAGAGGCUGCACCAGCUCUACAUGGAGUCCAACAGCAUUGACACCGUGCCCGCUGACUUCCUCACCAAGCUCUCCCAGCUGCAGUUCGUCCGGCUCGCCCACAACCAGCUGACUGACCGCGGGAUCCCCCCCAAUGCCUUCAAUGUCAGCGGGCUGGUGGAGCUGGACCUGUCCUUCAACAAGCUGGAGAGGAUCCCCCCGGUCAACAGGAGGCUACAGAACCUCUAUCUGCAGGCCAAUCAGAUCAAAGAAUUUUCCCUGGGCAGUCUCUGUAGCGUGGUGGACAGCAGGAAUUACUCCCAUCUGAAAGUGCUGCGUCUGGAUGGGAACGAGAUCAAUACCGUGGACUGGACACCAGAGUUCGCACUGUGUCUACGUCUGGCCAGAGUCAUUGACCUGUAG